Molecule: messenger RNA, 2959 nt
Organism: Paramisgurnus dabryanus
Lineage: Eukaryota; Metazoa; Chordata; Actinopteri; Cypriniformes; Cobitidae
Gene: galnt18a
Product: UDP-N-acetyl-alpha-D-galactosamine:polypeptide N-acetylgalactosaminyltransferase 18a
Biological process (GO): protein O-linked glycosylation
Cellular component (GO): Golgi apparatus
Molecular function (GO): polypeptide N-acetylgalactosaminyltransferase activity
Source: RefSeq, a predicted model, not a curated record
ACAAACCCGCUCUCCAACAGUGCGGGCAGGCGCGAGUGACUUGAUGCGCGUUUACCGUGACCGCACCGAUCCGUUUUGACAUUUUAACAGCCGCAGCUGUUGCUGUUAUAAGAUGUGUUGGCGACGCAAAGGCGAAACGUAAAGCGACCGCUAUAUGGAAAAAUCACCAAACGCGUACAAGAUUUGCGUCUGUUUCUGCCCGCGUCCCGCACGUGGGGAUGUCGCGAUGGCGUGCGCGAGGAGAACCAAAACUUUGGUCUCCACGUGCGUGAUUUUAAGCGGCAUGACCAACGUUUUGUGUCUGCUGUACGUCGGGUGGAUCACCAAUUAUGUGUCUGAUAACGGGAACGUGAAAGUUGCGGAGAGGACGGGCGAGAAAAAGUUUGACGAGGAGAACAGAGGCGAAACGUUACGGAUUAUUGAGAGACUUGACAGGUUGGAGAGUGUUGUUAACCAGCACAUUCAAGAAAAACCUCUGAAGGACGGGGACGACACGGCUGACCUGUCUCUCUCAGACUCUCUUUUUGCCCACUGGGGUCGCGACCUCGGACCGGAGAGCCGUAAAGUAGCCCUGAAGAAGUUCCAGUACUACGGGUACAACGCUUACCUCAGCGACAGGCUGUCUCUGGACAGAGUGAUUCCUGACCUCAGGCCUGAUGGGUGCAGAAACAUCUCGUACCCCUCCAAUCUACCGCAAGUCAGCAUCAUCUUCAUCUUUGUGAACGAAGCGUUGUCCGUCAUUCUACGUUCCGUUCAUUCCGCCAUCCAUCGGACGCCUCCCCAUCUGCUGAAGGAGAUCAUCCUCGUCGAUGACAACAGCAACAACGCCGAGCUUAGAGAAAACCUCCAGAGAUUCGUGGAGGAAAGCAACCAGCAGCGGCCGGACUUCAUUAAAGUGGUCCGGCAUGACAAACAGGAGGGUUUGAUUCGCUCUCGUGUCAGCGGCUGGAGGGUGGCCACCGCCCCCAUCGUCGCCCUGUUUGAUGCCCAUGUGGAGUUCAGCGUAGGAUGGGCUGAACCAAUCCUUCACAGAAUUAAAGAAGACAGAACCAGAGUCAUCUCUCCUUCAUUCGACAACAUCAAAUAUGACACGUUUGAGAUUGAAGAGUAUCCUCUCUCUGCUCAAGGCUUUGACUGGGAACUCUGGUGUAGAUACCUGAACCCUCCCAAAUCCUGGUGGACACAGAAGAAUCAAACUGCACCGAUCAGAAGCCCUGCCCUGAUUGGAUGCUUUGUAGUGGAUAGGAAGUAUUUUGAGGAAAUUGGUCUCCUGGAUGAAGGAAUGGAAGUAUAUGGAGGGGAAAACGUGGAACUGGGAAUCAGGGUAUGGCUUUGUGGAGGAAGCGUGGAGGUGAUGCCCUGUUCCAGAAUAGCUCACAUCGAGCGCGCCCACAAGCCAUACACAGAGGAUCUGGCAACUCAUGUACGCAGGAACGCGCUAAGAGUGGCGGAGGUGUGGAUGGAUGACUUCAAGGACCAUGUUUACAUGGCCUGGAAUGUUCCAGUACAGGACUCCAGGAUCGAUAUCGGUGAUAUCACAGAGAGGAAGGCACUGAGAGAGAGACUCCAAUGUAAACCCUUUAGCUGGUUCCUGAGGAAUAUUUAUUCAGAAAUGAGAACCUACACAGAUACAGUCGCUUACGGUGUAUUGAGAAACAGCCUGAGGCCAGAUCUGUGUGUGGAUCAAGGUCCUGACUCUGACAACAUUCCCAUUAUGUACAUUUGCCACGGAUUGACGCCUCAGAAUGUGUACUACACAAAUUCCCAGCGGUUUCAUGUUGGGGGUUUGAGUCCAACCAUUGACGAUGAUGACAACAAGUGCCUGGUGGAUGUGAACGGCCGACCGCGACUACUGGAAUGCAGCUACGCCAACAAUAAGCAUAUGAAGCUCUCCUGGAUCUUUACUUUGGAAGGCUCCAUUCAGAACACGAAGUCAAAGCGAUGUCUUGAACUGGUGGAGAGUGCAGAAGCGGAGCAGGGUCACCAGCUGACUCUUCAGAAGUGCAGCAGUCAGAAAUGGACAAUAACCAAUCUAUUGCCUGGCAAAGUCCUGUAAGAGACUAAAGUUAUCACUGGAUAUUACAGUUUACACUGAGAAGACGUCCUAUUACUGUACGUGUUGUUUAAUAAGAUUGAGGACUGUUUUUUUACUCUGGUAUUAAACACUGUAUUCACCUUGAUGUCUGGUGGACCUCGAGGACUAUGAAACAAAUCUCCGAACUAUUUAUACAGUAUAUAAUUUUGACCAAACAAUUGGUUGAUACAGUAUAGAGAGAUAGUAGUGCUUGAAUGUAUAAUAAUGGAGAUUAAUUUAAGGUCGCAUUGGUGUCAGUAUAUUUAAGCACUUUUCUAUUUUGCUACUGUGUAGCACAAAUUUAAAAUGGUUUUUAUUUAGCCUUCCCUUGUUUCUCAGGUUUGUGAAUGAGGGUUGUGAUUAUUCUAUGUAAAAAAAUAGAAAAGAUAUUUUGUAUAGGAUGUAAUUAGUAUUUCUAAAAAUAAUAUAAAGACUUUUAAUUCAUCUUUCUGAAAUUUUAAAUCUAAAAUAAACAAUUUCCUGAAAUGAAACGGCUAAAACCAGUGCAGUGCUGGUUUUCACCAUUUUAAGUUGGUUUAAAUGGUCAUGGUACAUUUGUGGUUUCAAAUAUAAUUUAACGGCUCCAUUAUUGACCCAAUGCUAGGUUGAAAAUAACACAGCAUUUUUUUUAUUGUACACUAAAAAAUAUUGGUUAUUUUCAACCCAGCAUUGUUUCAAAAAGUGACAAUCCCAGCCCAUUGGGUUAUAAUUAAACCUAUGCUGGGUUGUUUUAACCCAUUGUUGGGUCAAAUAUCAGUGGCGGCUGGUGACUUCUUUUUUCGACUUUUCAUGUGUGUGGUUCCUUUUUUCAAAAUAUGUGUUCAGUGCAUCGAGUGAACCUAUGUGCAUCACGUGUCUUGUCAAAAUAAAUGCCUGCUGCGGAUG